UUGCGGAGGUGGAAACUCCCGCUGCAGGGCGUGGGGUCGAGCUCCAAGUUCAGGCUCAAGAGUGCGCGCGCGCGCACCAGAUGGUGCACUCGGGCUUCAAGGUGCCCCAUUGACUACGUCUGUUUAAGUCAAAUGCGGAGUUAAGGGGGGCUUGAGGAAAUAGUGGCAAGCCCAGAAAAGGCACGGCACGUCCAGUUCUCCAAGUUUUUGUAAAAGAAGAGUGGGAAAGCGCCACCACUCCGACUCUUAAGCCGAGGAAUCGGCGUCUCCCGGCCCCACCCCCGCAGCAGUGAUGCAAAGAGGACAAAUCACCGACGGAGAGCGGAGGGGAAAAAAAAGAAGAAAGAAACCCCCGGGAGCGGGGAGGGGAGAGGAGAGAGAACAGGCGCGGAGCAGUCUCCAAUCACUGGCACAAGAGGGAGCGCCUUUUGGGGAAACGAACCCCGCAUAAAUAAUUGAGUUUGGAGCCCAGUGCUUUCAGACGCUCGAAGUGCACCUUCUCAGCGCCUUCCGAGUUGAGGAAAAACGGCAGAGGAAGGGGCCGGCGACGACGGGACCGAGAGCAGCUCAGCGGGCGGUGGGACGCUGUGCCCGCAGACGUUCUCAAGAGGGACAGCAGAGCCCAGCGAGCCCCCCGAGGGCAAGGAGCCCUCUCCAGCGGAGGCGGAAAGACAGCUGGCCUCCGCGGAGGCCGAGGAGGCGCCGCAUGGGUAGCAUGCGUGUCUCCGGAGGUCCCGCCGCGGUGUCCGCGGACAACUCCAGCGAGUGGUGGCCUCUGUCCGCGGGUGGUGCCAACCGUAGCGGAGAAGCGGAGGCGCCUGGGGGAGGCCGCAGCCCUCCGGGGGACGUGCGCGACGAGGAGCUGGCCAAGGCGGAGAUCGCCGUGCUGGCUGUGACUUUCGUGGUGGCAGUGCUGGGUAACAGCAGUGUGUUGGUCGCGCUGCACCGCACGCCCCGCAAGACGUCCCGAAUGCACCUCUUCAUCCGUCACCUCAGUCUAGCCGACCUAGCCGUCGCUUUCUUCCAGGUGCUGCCGCAGAUGUGCUGGGAUAUCACCUACCGCUUCCGCGGACCCGACGCCCUGUGCCGCGUGGUGAAGCAUCUGCAGGUGUUCGGCAUGUUCGUAUCGCCCUACAUGCUGGUGGUUAUGACUGCCGACCGCUACAUCGCUGUGUGCCACCCGCUGAAAACGCUGCAACAGCCAACGCGCCGCUCGCGCCUCAUGAUCGCCGCUGCCUGGGUGCUGAGCUUCGUGCUUAGCACGCCACAGUACUUCGUCUUCUCCAUGGUCGAGGUGGACAACGUCACCAAGGCCAUUGACUGCUGGGCCACCUUCAUCCAACCCUGGGGUCCCCGCGCCUAUGUGACUUGGAUGACAGGUGGCAUCUUCGUGGCGCCCGUGGUCAUCCUCGGCACCUGCUAUGGCUUCAUCUGCUACCACAUCUGGCGCAAUGUCCGCGGAAAGACGGCUUUGCGCCCGGGAAAGGGCGCGGAGGGCGCCAGUGGCGCCCUGCAUAAAGGGUUCCUACUCGCGCCCUGUAUCAGCAGCGUGAAAACCAUUUCCCGCGCGAAGAUCCGCACCGUGAAGAUGACUUUUGUGAUCGUGACAGUUUACAUCGUUUGCUGGGCCCCCUUCUUCAUCCUCCAGAUGUGGUCUGUCUGGGAUGACAAACUUGUCUGGGUCGAAUCGGAAAACCCAGCCGUCACCAUCACGGCGUUACUAGCUUCCCUGAAUAGUUGCUGCAAUCCUUGGAUCUACAUGUUUUUCAGUGGCCACCUCUUGCAAGACUGCAUCCAGAGUUUCCCAUGCUGCCAAAGCAUGAAGCAAACAUUGAACAAAGAAGAUUCUGACAGUGUGAGCAGAAGACAGACUUCUUACACAAACAACCGAAGCCCGACCAACAGUAUGGUUACAUGGAAGGACUCGCCCAAGUUUUCUAAGUCCGUCAAAUUCAUUCCUGUUUCCACCUGAGCCCACGUUCAUGCAGCCUGACUCUUAUAAUAGACUUUUGGGUCCACUGGCUAAAUCCAGCUAGAAAUCAGGAGAACAAGUGAACUUAUAAGUGAUAAGCAUAAACUGGUGUGUUGAGGACAAGACUGUGUUUCUAGUUGCAUUUUCACAUUGCUAUGACCAAAAGUUAUGAAUUGUUUUAUACAGGAUGUUCAUUAAAAAGAAAAAAAAAACCCACGCUACACUAAAAUUUGCAGGUCUAAUACCCAGAAUAAGAAGAGAAGUUAUAUUUCUAAAGCAAAAAUCGUAACCACUCUGAUUUACAUUCUGUUGUGGGUUUCCUUUCUUUUAUGUAGGGACAUUGUUUCUGAACAAAGUGAACUCAUCAUCAAUCUUAUAAAAUGAAAGUUAUAUAAAAUGAAAGGAAUUAGAAGAAACUUCAGAGAAAUUGUUUCCAUCUAAUAAAACUCAGUUUCUGAAUGUGAAAAUGCAGCCUCCCACGGUGCCCUGGAGAUGGGAACGUACCUUGAAAAAGGCAUGAGGGUUUGGGGCAUAUGGAGCUGCGGAUGCCUGGUUCACAGCAGAAAGUUAAAUGCUGUAUAUCACCUAUAUUUCAAAAUGUUAACUUUUGAACUGGCAGUUCCUUCCUUGUUUUAGACUCCUCAUGUUUUACCGGUUGCAGAAAGCACAAUUAUUAAGAUGCUGAAGGUUAAAGAAAAUAUUGUCAAAUGGCCAGUAAAAUAUUUUUUCUCCCACUAGUCAGAUUUGUAUAAGAAAUAUCCGAUUUUGUUAGAAGAGUAAAAAUGGAUUAUCCAAGGUACUAUGUAGACUUUUUCUAGAACAUUGUAGAUCUGUCUCGACCAGUGUUAUAAGGUAUCCUGUGUUAAGUGGGUUCAUGUGUGGGGUGUCCAGAUUAUUACUUCAUGUUUGGGGUGUUCAGAUUUGUAAAUAAGAGAAUCUUCUAAAGAGUGACUCAAGAUUGGGGCACCUGGGUAGCUCAGUUGGUUAAGCGUCUGACUCUUAGUUUCUGCUGGGAUCAUGAUCUUGGGGGUCCUGAGAGCGAGCCCUGCGUGGGGCGCCACACCCAAUGCAGAGUAUGCUUGUCCCUCUCCCUCGACUCCCCCCCAUCCACGCUCUUUUUUAAAAAGAGAAAGAGUGACAGGAUACAGAAAGUACUCUCAUGCUUAAUUAAAAAUAAUUAGGUCGUUCCUUCUAAUCUCUCACCCAUCUAACAGUUAUAUAGCAGAGGAGAAGCAUGGUUGGGUGGAUGGGGGUGGGAGAUUGGGGGGAGAAAUCUUCUCUGUGCCUAGUAUGGUUUCCUUUGCUAUGAAAUGCAUGACUUUGGCAAAUUACUUAAAGACACAUAAAGCCUUCAUUUCCUUGGCUGUGCAGUGAGGUUGAUAACACCUCACAGGGUUGUUGUAAGAACCAAAUGAAAUCAAGGGCAUGAAAAGAUCUUCACAAAUGAGUGCUCUGUGAAUGCACCAGCUGCUUUUAUCCUAGUCGUAGGGUCUUCAGAAUCACACAGCGUUUUCCUGUUUACUUUCCAUUAACCAGAAUUUGUUGGUUCAUGUCUGGGAUAUAAAAUCCUAAAAUUUAUAUAUAGCUUUGCUGAUUCAUUGGAAAACAUUGCCAGCGGCCACAAAGCCUGGCUCCUGCCUAACCAAAGUUUUACGAUUUAAAGAUAGAACUUGCUUUCCUUUAAAUACAGGUAAAUCAGAGCCAGCCGAGAGCAUCAGUUUCUUUUAUUUCUAAAAAGAGAUGAAUUGCCGACCCACUUGACUAUUCUGACUGAAUGUUUUGUUAAUGGAACCCAGUGGUUUUUUUCCCUGAGCUUUUUUUCUCUGGCUCCUUCUCCUUCUUAGAGAUCAUGCAAUGAUUUGAGGAUACAUCAUAAAUGUUUUGCAUCCCUUAGAGGAUGCAAAAAAUAGUUAUUAUUAUUUUUUUUUGGAAGCAAUAGUUAUUUUAACAGCAUUAUUGUGGGGAUUUUUUUUUUUAACUUUGUAGAUAAGAACCUGAGGACUGGAUGGCAUUGUGAGAACCUGAAAACUUUGAUUUCACUCCUCCGCUCUUUUGGCUUUCUAAUUUUCUCAGGCUCGCUACUCCCUCGAUGGUCAUGCCUAAAAAAAGUUCACAAAUGUUAUAUAGAAAUUAAGUCUGUAGGUUUUAGAAUUCUGCUUUUUUAAAAACAGCAAAUAUGUCUCUUAAAGGGCACCAUAUGGCAAAAUAUGAGCCACCAAUUAAAUUAAUCGGUUCUUCAUUAUUUGGGUCAUAGCAGCAUCUCAGUAAUCUUGCCCUAUGUGACUCUGUCAACCCUUGUGACUUCUGUUCAACAGUUCAAAACUAAAGCCUUUUUGGUUGGUAUAAAGACGAGCCCAUUCAGUUCCGAAAUAAUAACCUCAUGGGUUUUGUGUUUUUUUUUUUUUUAAUAGAUUGAUGCAUACCUCCAGGUAAAACAAUUCCAUUUGAAUCUUAUUUCUAGGAACCUCUCUCAAAUAAAGUGUGUAUCGACCUACCCAGCUGUGUUCCUUUUAAAUGCACCGGAAGACAAGAUAACACUAAAGAGUAGGGGGAAACACCAGAACCAAGUGCUGGUUCUACACUAGGCAAGGAGACAGUUUUAUUCUCUGUGAUUUAGGCUGAGAAGAUUAACUUAGCUCAUUGCUAAAUGUCCUUGAUGUUAUGUAGGGAAAUGGGAUUCAUAUCCCCAGAACCAUAUUCCGAUUGGAAGAGUCCUGCUUAUUUCAGAAGAAUGGGAACUGCAGGUGGUAAAGCAGAAGAGUGUGCUGGGAAGGGCAGAUUCCCCUUUCUUGACAGAGAAGACCCAGAUACUAUGCCCAGUGAAGGCUUGGAAUCAAGGAUAAACGUGUUAAAUCACCUUGUGUUAUUUUGCAGAGUUAUUUGUGAGAACACCCUGAAAAUAUACAAUAUUACUGUAGCUGCGUGGGUAUGGGGAAUGUAAUUGAUCAACAAUCCUCCAGGUAGGGAGAAACUGGUGGUGUUGGCUGUUGGGCAUUUGAUAAACACUCAUUGUUGAUGAAAAAGGAAUAUUUUAAAGUAUGUAUUAAGUAAUUAGUGGGUUAAACUGGGACCGUAUUUUUAUUUAUUUUAUUUUUUAAAAGAUUUUUAUUUAUUUGGCAGACAGAGAUCACAAGUAUGCAGAGAAGAAGGCAGGGGGGUGGGGGGAAAGCAGGCUCCCCGCUGAGCAGAGAGCCCGAUGUGGGGCUUGAUCCCAGGACCUUGGGACCCCAACCUGAGUGAAGGCAAAGGCUUUAACCCACUGACCCACCAAGGCACCACAGGGCAGUAUUUUUAAAGUGUAAAAAUAACUGUGAAGGAAAUCAGUGAAAUUCUUUAGUUAAGUAUAUACUCCCCCUACAUACAGAGUUUCCAUCAUCCUCAAAGGAGUCUUAUACCAUCAGUGAGGGGAGGGUGUGGUUUUUAAAGGGGAAAAUAAAAUCAAACAGAUUUAAUAAUAUCCAGGAUCCUCCUAAACUUACUAAAGUUCCUAGAAUGGACAUCAAACACAACUUUAAUGGACAUCAAACACAACUUUAUCACACAAAUAAAGUAAUCCAAUAAGGUUAAAGGUUGAAAUUUUUCAGACUUGAAAACCUGCAUUUUUGUAAUGCAAUUUGAUCCUUGAAGCUUUAAAAUGUUGGCUUCAGAGUUUGAGUCUACCACUAAAGGCGUAAGUAGAGCCAUCGAAGAAGCUGAGCCAAUCCUUUACCCCAAACAGCAGAGAGUAGGCUCCUUUAAAAUCCAGGUAAAGUGGGCUCCUAAAGAUGUUCAUACUGGAGGCAACAGCUGUAUUUAGAGUAAGCUCAGGGCAGAGCCAUCUGGGAGUUGCAGAAGCAGCCACUGUGUCUCUACCCUCUCCCUCCCUGUGGUCCUUUUAGUAUCACGCAAUGCCAUCUGCCAGCCUGGGAAUCAUAACACUGGGCAAUAAAUAUGAGAGAAUGAACCUUUGCUACAACUUGACCUUAGCCAGUUGGAGCAAAAAUCUGAAGACUAUGGGGCGCCUGGGUGGCUCAGGGGGUUAAGCCUCUGCCUUCGGGUCAGGUCAUGAUCUCAGAGUCCUGGGAUAGAGCCCCACAUCAGGCUCUCAGGUCAGCAGGGAGCCUGCUUCCCCUUCUCUCUCUGCCUGCCUCUUUGUCUACUUGUGAGCUCUCUCUCUGUCAAAUAAAUACAUAAAAUCUUUUUUCUAAAAAUCUGAAGACUAUUCAUAAGAAAAGUUAUUUCCCUGGAGUCCCCAAGACAGACUAAGUAGGCUGAGUCACACGAAUUGCAUGAUCCCACCAUAUGCAUAGACAUUUUAAGAAUAUUGUUCUAACUCAAUUUUUAAGUACUUUAAGGUAUCAUGAAUGAAACAAUUUAUACGGUGCAUAAUCAUUUGGCAUAAAAAAUGUAUAUGAAGGCCAAAAAUUAAAUGCUGUUUUUUCUUUUUUUA
This is a messenger RNA of Mustela lutreola (European mink), 6401 nucleotides long. RefSeq names its product arginine vasopressin receptor 1A (gene AVPR1A). Bases 707 to 1972 code for a protein of 421 amino acids. Gene Ontology annotation, cellular component: membrane. The record is from RefSeq and is a predicted model, not a curated record. Gene Ontology annotation, biological process: regulation of systemic arterial blood pressure by vasopressin; positive regulation of vasoconstriction; G protein-coupled receptor signaling pathway. Gene Ontology annotation, molecular function: peptide binding; vasopressin receptor activity. The transcript is spliced from 2 exons. NCBI's taxonomy places the organism in Eukaryota, Metazoa, Chordata, Mammalia, Carnivora, Mustelidae.